AUGACAGACUUUGGAGAUCUUAUCAAUGCUGUAGGAGAUUUGGGGCCAUUUCAAAAAUGGCUGGUGCUGAUGCUCAGCCUUGCAAACUUUCUAACGGCUUUUCCCAUGUUUGGCCAACUGUUCAUGGUUCUGGAUGUGCCUCAUCACUGUAAGACAAGCUGGAUCUAUGCCAUUAGCCCAAACCUGACUGAGGAACAGCAGCUGAACCUAAUGAUCCCUAGGAACACACAGGGAUCGUAUGAAGAAUGCCUUAUGUACGCUCCUGUGAACUGGGAUCUUGACUCCGUCAUAGAAUAUGGCCUUAAUGUCACUAAGAAGUGCUAGGAGGGGUGGGUCUAUUCUGCAGAACAAAACCCAACGUUGGUGACUCAGUUUGACCUGGUAUGUGACCGAAAAGAGCUAAAUGACAUCUCCCAAUCCAUUUACAUGCUGGGACUUCUCCUUGGAGCUGUGGUCUUUGGUUCCUUAAGUGACAGGAUUGGGCGGCGUCCCAUCAUUUUGCUUUCCAUGCUUAUAAUGGGGGCGUUUGGUGUUGGAGCAGCUUUUGCGCCAAAUUUCUACGUCUACAUCGUCUUGAGAUGUCUUGUGGGUGCUGCUGUAUCUGGAAUCUUUAUAGGCAUCCUGGCUUUAGGAACUGAAUGGGUUGGAGUCCCCUACCGGUCACAUGCAGUAAUUGUUACCCACUGCUGCUUUUCCAUUGGACAGAUGGUUUUGGCUGGCUUAGCUUAUGGCGUUCACAACUGGAGGUUGCUGCAGAUUGCUGGAUCUGCCCCUGUAUUUUGUCUUUUCUUUUACAUAUGGGUCCUUCCAGAAUCUGCUCGAUGGCUCAUGACAAAAGAGAAGGUAAAGGAAGCCAAAAAACUACUUCAAAAGGCAGCAUCUGUGAAUAGACGGACCAUCUCUCCAGAACUGCUUGAUCAGCUGACGCCUGAGAAGAAGGUUAAGUCUGGAAAUAUUCUGGAUCUUUUCCUGAAGAAGCACCUGAGGAAAGUGACUUUAGUUAUGGCUUAUGCCUGGUUUGUGAACAGCCUGGUGUACUAUGGCCUGAGCCUUAACGUGGGGAGUUUUGGCUUGGACAUUUACCUGACGCAGCUUGUGUUCGGGGCUGUUGAAAUACCAGCUCGCUUCGGCUGUAUCUUCCUGCUGCAGUGGUUUGGGAGGAAGAAAUGCCAGGGCUGCUUUCUGCUGCUGGGCGGAGCCAUGUGUCUCAUCAUCACCCGCAUCCCCAAAGAUUUGCCGGUGGUGGUCACGACGCUGGCAGUGAUAGGGAAGUUUGCCAUCGCGGCCUCUUUCUCUAUCUUCUAUGUGUAUUCUGCAGAGCUGUUCCCCACCAUCAUCAGGCAGACUGGUGUGGGGUUGUGUUCAAUGUCAUCCAGAAUGGGUGGCAUCAUCUCCCCUCUGAUUAGUCUCUUGGACAAGUACCAUCCCGCUAUUCCCAUGGCGAUAUUUGGAAGCACUCCAGUGAUUGCAGGAAUCCUCUGCUUCUUGCUUCCAGAGACGCGUGACAAAGAGCUUCAGGAUCACACGGAGGAAGCUAAGGAGAGCCAGUGGGCCAGUGAAAAUGGACACUUGAAACUAAAAGAUGGCGACCGAGAUGUAGGACACACAAGGGUCACGCGUGUUUAGCUGAGCCAGCGAACAGCUAAAAGAUCCUGAGGAAUCAAAGACCACAUAGUGUUGUACUGGCAAUGAGGUCUGCAAGCCAGCAGUGGAUUCAGCUUGGUUUUUUAUUUACAGUAAUUCCUGGAGCAGAAUAGUUCUCUGCCAGCUCUUGUUCUCCUCUUUCCCGUUUGCCUUCCCCAUGUGCUCCCUCUUAGCAUUCCCCAGUAAGUCCCAUGGGCCAUCCUGAUUAUCACUACUAAAGUUUUUUUUCUCCUGCUGAUAAUAGCCCACCUUAAUUGAUUAGUCUCGUUUGAGUUGGUAUGGCAACACCCAUUUUUUCAUGUUCUCUCUC
Messenger RNA from Malaclemys terrapin pileata, 1954 nucleotides. RefSeq names its product solute carrier family 22 member 13-like. Gene Ontology annotation, cellular component: membrane. The transcript is spliced from 10 exons. Gene Ontology annotation, biological process: transmembrane transport. Gene Ontology annotation, molecular function: transmembrane transporter activity. The record is from RefSeq and is a predicted model, not a curated record. Lineage: Eukaryota; Metazoa; Chordata; Testudines; Emydidae.